Messenger RNA from Miniopterus natalensis, 1636 nucleotides. The record is from RefSeq and is a predicted model, not a curated record. Lineage: Eukaryota; Metazoa; Chordata; Mammalia; Chiroptera; Miniopteridae.
CGGCGGCCGUGCCACGUACACGGCAGCCCAUUGGCCCGCCUAUGCUUACGUCACCGCCACUCCGGGCGGGCCUGAGUUUGGGGCCAGCGGCCCUCCAUCCAGCCUCGCAUCCUGGUUUGCGGCGCGGCCCGCAGGUCGGCGUCAGGGCGUCCUGGGUGGCCAAGACAGAUACUGACAGGUGCUGGUCAGUCUGCCAGGUGAAGGACGCGGGGCUGGGCCCGGCGGCUGGAGUGAGCGACAGGGGUCGACCAGGCGGGCCGCGGACACCUCGGAGCCCGGGACUCAGUGUCCGGCCGCCCGCAGGCGCGAUGAAGGCGCUGAUCUUGGUGGGCGGCUACGGGACGCGCCUGCGGCCGCUGACGCUCAGCAUCCCGAAGCCCCUGGUGGACUUCUGCAACAAGCCCAUCUUGCUGCACCAGGUGGAGGCGCUGGCCGCGGCGGGUGUGGACCACGUGAUUCUGGCCGUGAGCUACAUGUCUCAGGUGCUGGAGAAGGAGAUGAAGGCGCAGGAGCAGAGGCUAGGAAUCAGAAUCUCCAUGUCCCAUGAAGAGGAGCCUUUGGGGACAGCUGGGCCUCUGGCACUGGCCCGGGAUCUGCUCUCUGAGACUGCAGACCCUUUCUUCGUCCUCAACAGUGACGUGAUCUGCGACUUCCCUUUCCAAGCCAUGGUGCAGUUCCACCGGAACCAUGGCCAGGAGGGCUCCAUUUUGGUGACUCGAGUGGAGGAGCCCUCCAAGUACGGCGUGGUGGUGUGUGAGGCCGACACAGGCCGCAUUCACCGGUUCGUCGAAAAGCCGCAGGUGUUUGUGUCCAACAAGAUCAACGCAGGCAUGUACAUCCUGAGCCCUGCCGUGCUGCGGCGGAUCCAGCUGCGGCCUACAUCCAUUGAGAAGGAGAUCUUCCCUGUCAUGGCCAAGGAGGGGCAGCUAUAUGCCAUGGAGCUGCAGGGCUUCUGGAUGGACAUUGGGCAGCCCAAGGAUUUCCUCACCGGCAUGUGCCUCUUCUUACAGUCACUGCGACAGAAGAAGCCUGAGCAACUGUGCUCAGGUCCUGGCAUUGUGGGCAACGUGCUGGUGGAUCCAAGUGCCCGCAUUGGCCAGAACUGCAGCAUUGGCCCCAACGUGAGCCUGGGUCCUGGCGUGGUGGUGGAGGACGGUGUGUGCAUCCGGCGGUGCACAGUGCUGCGAGAUGCCCACAUCCGCUCCCACUCCUGGCUCGAGUCCUGCAUCGUGGGCUGGCGCUGCCACGUCGGCCAGUGGGUUCGGAUGGAGAACGUGACGGUGCUGGGCGAGGACGUCAUAGUUAACGACGAGCUCUACCUCAAUGGGGCCAGCGUGCUGCCCCACAAGUCCAUUGGCGAGUCUGUGCCAGAACCUCGAAUCAUCAUGUGAGGGGCUGCUCGGGGCUGGCUGAGCCCCCAUUAUUGACAAGGAGAACACUGGCUUGACCCGUCAGAAGGCCCUGGACUCGCUGCCAUUUGUCUGGGAGGCUCAGACAAGGCUGAAGCUGUUGGACACCUGCCUUCUCCUGUGGACAUAAUCUGGCAGGAUCCUUGCUGGGCACACCCCACAAAGCCCACUCCCUGAAGAAGGGCCGGGCCAGGGCUGUAUGGAAUAAUAAUUUAAUGCUCACUGUG